Molecule: messenger RNA, 1288 nt
Organism: Chilo suppressalis (striped riceborer)
Lineage: Eukaryota; Metazoa; Arthropoda; Insecta; Lepidoptera; Crambidae
Source: the annotation of a GenBank genome assembly
CACAUUUCACUCACAAUCAGUCUUCAAUUCAAUCUGUUCAAUUUGGUUGCAAGCAAAAGCACAACGUAGCACAUCGUAAUUAUCAAGAUUAAUUUACUCACCCUGGUGAAAGUUUUUUAUUUAAUUUCCUGUUGUAGUCUGUCUGUGUUCUUAAAAAUUCAAAUAUCUCGUCAAAACAGAUAUGUCUCGCUACAGAGAAUGGGACCUUUCUUGCAAGGUUUACGUAGGAAACCUUGGCACCAAUGCAUCAAAAUAUGAAAUUGAGAAAAUUUUCUCUAAGUACGGUAAUAUAAGAAACGUGUGGGUGGCGCGGAAUCCGCCUGGCUUCGCAUUCGUCGAGUUUGAAGACCCCCGGGACGCUGAAGAUUCUGUACGAGGGCUGGAUGGCACACGUUGCUGUGGUACUCGCAUUCGUGUGGAGAUGUCAAAUGGUCGUACAAGAAGAGAUAGAAGGUCCAUUUUAUCAACAAACCACCAACACACCGACCUCACCACAUCUCUUCACCACAACUACGGCUCGUUAACCAAUAAGACAUCCGCGAACGCCGCUUGCAACAACAUCUCGCUCAACUUCAGCGAUCGGCUCUCCAAACUACUACGCGCAGCUGAAGCCUCCAACAACUGCAGGGAUGCUGGUGGGUUUAGGGCUCAUGUGCUCGCGUGUAUGUCCGUAGAUCGCGUAGCCGCAGCCCGAGGCGUCGCUCAUACUCGCGCGGACGGUCGCUGUCGCCGCGCCGCUCGCCGUCGGUGCGCCGCCGGUCUCCAUCUGUACGUCGCUCCCGUUCACGCGAUCGACGAAGUCGCUCUGACAGCAAGAGCAGGGCUGUGCUCCAGCUUGCUAUGCGGGCGCACCAAAGAGUUGGAGCUGGGCAGCGCAGGAGGCGUGGGGUCUUCCCUCGCGCUGGCCCUGGUGCGCCCCCCCUUCGCGACCGCCGACGGGCCCUGCCAGCUCAAACUGAUAGCCCCUGAUGCCGCCGCCUUCGCUGUCAGACUUAUAGAUGUUAAGGAGUCCCUCUCGGAAUGGGAGCGUGGUUUCGGCGACGUGCAGGCGCCCGCGCCGAUGGCGGGCGCGCCGGGCCGCAAGUGGAGCGCUCGGACGGCGGCGCACGCGCAAAACACCGCCACGGACCAAGCUGCGCCGCUUAACAACAGCAGCGACGCCUGCAAACUGCUCAUCGUAAGAACCUUCUUUCUUCAAAAUAUUAUUAGACGCAUGCGCAAGACACCGCCACAGCCCUAUACGCGCCGCUCAAUAACAGCAGCGAUGCCUGUAAACUCCUCAUCGUAA